Messenger RNA from Aspergillus thermomutatus, 1005 nucleotides. RefSeq lists its product as uncharacterized. The record is from RefSeq and is a predicted model, not a curated record. The transcript is spliced from 2 exons. Bases 1 to 1005 code for a protein of 334 amino acids. NCBI's taxonomy places the organism in Eukaryota, Fungi, Ascomycota, Eurotiomycetes, Eurotiales, Aspergillaceae.
AUGGAGAUGCAUACCUUUCGCCAGGAACUUCCUCCAGCUGAGGAGGCCCGCAGCCGUCCCGAGCCGAACGCCAACGGCGUCAAUCCUGGGCUUACUCCGGACGAGGAUCUUGAAAGGCUGCUCCGACGCCACCGUCCCGACAUCGCAGCCGUCGAGUUUGGCCUGAAUUACAGCCUGGAGUGGGCGACACAGCACUUUGCAACCAAGCUUGCAGAGCUCUGGAGGAAAGUGGAAAUGUUCGGGCAUAUCUUUGCGAAUAUUCCUGACCCUGCCAGAGAUGAUCAGCUGCCCAUUCGUAUCAGGAGCUACCUCGUUCGCGUCUCGCACAGUUACCUGAUGCCCCGGCUGCUCAGUAGCCCUUACACGAGGUGGGCCCUGGUUGCCAGAGCGAUCAACGAGUGGCUGCUUGACUGGGUUCUGAACGAGACGGUGAUACAGGGAUACGACAUGGUUUUGGAUGCCGAGUAUCAACUCUUGAAACUCCACCUACUUCGUGAUCUUGAUCCUUUCGUGCGAAGACUCGUGCUCAAUGCCAUGGUGAAAAUCAUUUGCGAGACUCUGUGCAGGCCUGGAUUCAAAGAAUUCUACUUGGAAAAGCACCGGUGGCUUGUGGAGAAGCUGUGGCGGUACAUUGGACGUCUUGUUCCAGACAUGCCUGAGUACCAGACCGACGGCCGCACCAGAAUCGCACAGAUUAUCGCAAAGGCGCAGACUCUGUUGGUCGAAAUGCUUCUGACUCAUCUGGAGUAUGUGCACUAUUUCCCGGAGUGUGAUGAGCUCUUUGACCCGGUUGAGAUGGUCAACAAGGACCCCCAAAUCGACAGAGAUCCAGACGAUCUCGCGAAUAGACUUUUCAGAGUCAAACUAGGAUUCACUCCCGUCACAUUCAUUCGCAGAAAUUCCGAAGAAUCAUGGACCUCCGAGAUUGUCUUCCAGAGUGAGGUGCUGUUGAGACCCGAGAACAGCGCGGCACUUCUCCCGGAUUGGUUGAUAUUUCGAGACUAG